GUCGACGCUCCCGUCUCAGAGCACCAAUUGAUUCUUCAGAUGCUACGCGGCCUCCCCGAUGAUCUCCAGGCUCAGACCUCGUUCCUCCAAUUUCAGGAUCCCAUGCCGAGCUUUCUUCAGGUCCGGUCGGCCCUCCUCCUUCUUGACCGGCAACGGACCCCCCUUGGGCAGCACCAGCACCACGGCGCUGCUGGUAGGGCAUGGCGGCAGCGGCUACACCAGCGGACAGCACAACGGCAAUGGCGGGCGCGGAUCCGGCAGCAACUUCGGCAGUGGGGGGCACCUUUUUGGCAGCAAUUAUGGUGAUGGUUCCUACUCCGGGCAGCGUGGUGGCUUUGGACGCGGACAAGGGCGUGGCAACGGCAACCGGGGCCGUGGUCGCGGGCGCUCAAACGGCGGAUCGAGACAGCGACCACAACCGGACGGGCACAAUACCUGGAACUCACCGUACCCAAACCCUAGCCCCGGGCAACGAGAGGAGUGGGGUUAGGCCGUACAAGAAAUCUGCAGUCCCGCGGUUGCAGUGGACGCCGGAGCUCCACGACCACUUCGUCGACGCCGUCGAGCAUCUCGGCGGCCGCUACAAAGCAACUCCCAAGAGAAUAGUGCAGGUGAUGGGAGUAAAAGGAUUAAAGAUUUCUCAUGUCAAAAGCCAUCUCCAGAUGUACAGAAACAUGAAGGAGAGAAGCACUUUCGAUGUUUUCAUGGGAGCACCAAGCUGCAAUAAUAAGCUCCCAGGAGAGAGACCCCAUUUCACAGCUUGGAAUAAUAAUCCACAUGGAGGCAAAUGUCUGAUAAAUUCAGAUAAGAGCUCUUAACCAUUCAUACUCUGUAUAAUACUUAACCAUUCAGAAGCAAAUCUCUUAACCAUUCAGACAUCUGAACCAUUAAGAGGCUGAAACAAACAGUCUGAACCAUUAAGUGCUGAACCAUUCAGACAUCUGAACCAUUAAGAGGCUGAAACAAACAGCCUCUAAAUGU
Messenger RNA from Cuscuta campestris, 981 nucleotides. Lineage: Eukaryota; Viridiplantae; Streptophyta; Magnoliopsida; Solanales; Convolvulaceae. The record is from the annotation of a GenBank genome assembly.